This is a messenger RNA of Leptonychotes weddellii (Weddell seal), 6463 nucleotides long. The record is from RefSeq and is a predicted model, not a curated record. Lineage: Eukaryota; Metazoa; Chordata; Mammalia; Carnivora; Phocidae.
CCCCGAGGGCCACCAUGCUCAGCGUAGUGCACUUCCUCCGGAGCUUCUUCAAGACUCCGGAGCCAGGUGCAGACCUGCCAGGUGAGGACAAGGUUGAAGAUAAGCAGCUCCCCACUUUUCCUGCAGAGCCAGAGGAACAGGGAUGGAGCCAGGAAACAGACCACAAUGAUUUUGAGACACUGUCCCACCAGAGCGAAAGUCAUUCAGACACAAAAACCGACCCCUUCGAAAGUGCUUCCGACACAGAGUCUCUGCCUGGUGACCUCACGGGGGGGAUCUGCCUUCCUCUAAGUGGUACCUCUGUGGACAGGGAAGGACACUGGGGAUGCCCUGACAUCCCAGCAACCAGACCUCCUCGCAAGCAGCUUUCAACUGGUGUCCCUGGGCUUGACCCAAAGGAGGACCUAGAUUUGUCCUUUGACCUCAGGGAAGAGUCUUACAAAAGUGGGUUUCAAGCCUUUGCUGCAGUUGCUGAAGAAGAGAAGACAGCACACCUCCAGGACAAUGGCGUGGCCAGCCUAGAGCUAGAGUCUUUGCUGGCAGGGUCUCCUCACCACACAGAGGGCUGCUCACAGGUUACCACAGGCAGCUACAGUCUCCAGCCAGCAAAGGUGGUAACUGCACAAGACCUCAGGGGAUUGUCUAUUUUUUCUCUUCAGAAAUCCAGGUCUGAGAGUUGUCUGGGCAUUCCAGUGGUCUGGCCCUUUCUUCUCUGGUGCUGUGAACUGGGCCAGAGCUGGCCACAUAUCCACAAUAGGGCCAGGGGCCCAGGGCUGCCUUACAGAGGUCCACUGCACAACACAGCCCCUCUGGGAGCCAGGACAAAGAAGGGAAGUACUCUAGGCCCCGAAGAGAACACAGACUUGCUCUGUGCCCAGCCCUGCCCUGAUGCCCCUUGCCAGCUUCCUUUGGGAACAUGCCGCCUUGCAUAUGCCAAGCUUCACCAUAGUGCCCCAGAAAAUAUUAAUGACAAGGACAGGACAUCCCCAGAGCACUGCUCUCAGCACCUGAGGACACUGACUAGGGCCCAUUCCAUAGCCGUGUUUCCCUUAAGGUUCCCUAAGAAUCCUCCAGGACAGAACUUUGUGAAAUUUGGGACUCAUUUGAGGAAAGGGACCGAAACAGAACAAGAUCCAAGAACACAAAAUUCUCUUUGCUCUGUUCCCACCCAAUUGUCUCCUUUGCCUUCUGCUUCCCAAAGGAGGGCCCCUUACUUGCAGGACCAGUAUAAACCCAGGGCUCCUAGCUGGAAGAGGGCCUUUCAGGACACACCCUGUGAAUAUCUCUGGCUGGGACAGGAUUCUAGAUCCUGCCCAGUCUCUUCAUGCCUUACUGCAAAGUCUGUGAGCCUUGACACAGAGGAAGUGCCAGUGCUCACAGAGUGCAGGUCGGAACACAGCCCAGAAAGCCUGCGAGAGGAACCCCAAGGCACUGGCCCUGCACCAAACGAUGCUGAUGUGAGUGACAGACAAAAGCACCUUCAGGACAUUUCUGUUGAGGCAGGAAACCAAACCAGUAAUUACAGAUCAAAGUACAUUCUCAGUGAGAAAAGAAAGCCACCUGCUAGGGCCAAGUUCCCACAUCAUUCCAGCAAUAGCGGGUCACAGGUGAGGAACAGAGACUGGAUGGGUUGCUGCGAAGUGAGUGAUUGUUCAGUCACGCCAGAGACCACCCUGAAAGCAAGUGCAAAGGAAGUGGAAGACGUGAUGGUUCUAGACCCCAACUGCACCAAAAGUGCCUUGCAGGAAUUUUCGGAAACCACAGCAGCCGCCGUGUCUCAUUGCAGCGGUGGGGGUGAGUGUGACCAGGGGCUGGAGGGUGCUGCGCAGCCCUCUCCUGAGGGCCUGAAGCUAGAGCCCAAAGUAGACACCUCUAGGGGCAGGUGUACACUCAUCAUUAUAGCUGUUGAGCAGAAAGGUCUUCAGGCCACCAGGAGGAAAGCAGGUGCCCUUCCAGAAACACAGUCCGAAUUUCUGGACAAAAGACCACCAUCUCCCUGCGGUGCUGGAGCGACCCCCUGUGACUCUCCCACGGCUGGGAAACCACAAACUUGUGGCAUUGAGUGUGAGCUGCCCGCAGCCAGCGGACUGGGAGGUGAUGAUGGGACUCCUCGGCAGGGUGCCCAAGCCACAGAACUUGCGGUAGUUCUGCUUCCCCAAGCUGCCUCCCAAGAGAGGCCCCUGGGCAAAGACACUUGUUCCCAGGAGCCCGCCCUGGGCAGGCUGAGCACAGGCGAUGCUGCAGAAACAAACCCGCCUGGGGCCGACACGGCGGAGCACGCUGCUAGGGAGCCCGGCCCUGGCCCUGAAGACACACGCAAGGCCCAUGGCCUUCGCCCCGCGGGGAGCCGAGGAGCAGGGGAAGCGGAGGCGGUGGCGAAGGGCUCUGGCACCCCGGCCUCUGCCAGCGUCCAAGCUCUCCCACCGCCCGGCCCGCCCCGCCCCCCCUGCAAGGCUGCACGGGAACCUGGGAAGCGCCUCACGUUUCCCAAGGUGACCUCGCUCAGGAAAAGCAGGCCCUCGGUUGCCGAGACCCCAGGAGCGGACGCCGGUGCGCAGGGCCCCGGGCAUCUGCAGCCCGCCGGCCCCGCGGCAGCCAGCGCCCCUGCCGGGACGGCGGGUUCUUCGGGCCUCGAGGAGCUGCGUGCGGCCAGUGGGGGUCCCGCGGCCUGCUGGCAGAACGUGGUCGGCGGGGACGCGCCUCCUACACACCCAGUGGGCACAGGCGCCUCUCGGAAGGCCAUCCCCCAGGGCGCAGGGGGCGGAGCUGCAGGGCUGAGAGAAGGGGACGCUGUGGAGACACCAGGGGACCUGGGUGGCAGAACACUGUCCUCAGAGUGCUGUGAUGCCAAGAGCCUAAAAACUCCAGAGAAAAGGCUCAGGGCAAGGUUGGCCUUAGCUCAAAAGACCUUUGCAAAUUUUUUUGAGUCAAAAGUUUUAGAAAAAGAGAACACUGAGGAAUGUUCUCCAGGUUCUCUCAAGGGCCGGAAGGAGAAGAGCAGGCCGCGGCAGAGUUCCUGGCGUGCAUUUCUGAAAAGCAAAGAUGCCGAAGGCCCCAAAAGGCCCACCUUAGUAAGUCUGGUUCCAGGACAGGAAACCUUGAAUCCCCUCAGACCUUCUCCACCAAGGACCAACAGUCACUGUGAGGAGCAAGUAGAAGACAAGGAAAGCUGUGUUUUUGGAGAUCAUUGGUCACCUCCACAUUCCCCCACACCUUUGUCACCCAGCAAUUUGGUCUCUCCAGAUAACAGGAGAAAAAGUGAGCCAACCAUCAAAUGCACAAGCCCCCAGGAAAGUGGUAGGUACCUAACUUCAGGUAUCUUUCCUGAAAAGUCCUGGCUGAUGUCACCCACCAGCCCUCGUGCCCAGCAGGCUGGGAUCAGCUGCACCCUUCCCUCCAGCUCUGCCUGUUGCUUGGCAUAUGGAAGCCAAGGUAUGCCCUGCAAACCCAUGAGUCCCAAGCCCCAGAGCCCCAGGCCUGGUGUUCAUCGGGCAGAUUUCCACUACCCUGGCAGGAGCAGUGCCAUCUCCAUGGUUUCUCUUGGAAGCUACAUUGAUGUGGAUAACAGCUCAGAGGCUUCUGAAAGGCCCAAGACCCCCAAGGCCCGGGCAAGCCUCCUGCUUUCUCUGCAGACACUAGACCAGGAUGACCAGAAGGAAGAGAGUGGGAAAAGAGGCUGGCAUCACCAUGGCCUGAGCAUAACACCCUCGCUCAGGGACCUUCCUGGGAGUGAGAACCACAUGUGGUGGGAAGAACAAGGCAUGAAGCUCAGUUGCUCCCACAGUCAGAAAGCUUUUCACAUAGAGCCAUUCUCUACCACUGAGAGGGUGGCAUGGACCCUCCCCUCCGUCUCUGCAGAGGAUGUCCCCAGGGAGACUCCUUCACAACCCAGGAGCAUCAUUCCUCGGCACCCACGCAUCAGUUUAGAUGACCUGUGGCUGGAGAAGACGCAGAGAAGGAGGUUGAAGAAGCAGGUCCAGGUUGAAAGGAAGAUGCACAAGGGAAUAGCACAUAAAGAUGGAAUCCAUUGUUGGAGGAAGAUGACCGUUACCUCUCCAGAGUCUUUGAGUCUCGCUAGAAGAAGUCAUCCAUUCUCCCAGAGUGCCCCAACAGAAUUGAACUGCAUGGGCUGGCCAGAGUACAUACCUGACACUGCUAUCCCUGAUGGAGUUCUGGACACAGCCAUCCGUGCUGAUGAGGCGGGGAGUGAGGAGGACCUGUAUGAGGACAUGCACAGCUCCAGCCACCACUACAGCCACCCUGGAGGGGGUGGUGAGCAGCUGGCCAUCAACGAGGUAGGGUCAAGGCUGCAUGGACGCUCGCUCCCGCUCCCUCCCGAUGCUGUGCCUGAGGUGCCUGGGUGGCCUGAGGGGCAGGGGCUCCCCAUGCUAACCUCCAGCUUGUGCCCCCAGCAAGCGGACUUCCAGAUCUACUCAGAGUACUGCAACAACCACCCCAAUGCCUGUGUGGAGCUGUCCCGGCUCGCCAAGCUCAGCAAGUACGUGUACUUCUUUGAGGCGUGCCGGCUGCUACAGAAGAUGAUCGACAUCUCGCUGGAUGGCUUCCUGCUGACCCCCGUGCAGAAGAUCUGCAAGUACCCUCUGCAGCUGGCCGAGCUGCUCAAGUACACACCCCCCCAGCACAGGGAUUUCAAGGACGUGGAAGCAGCCCUACAUGCCAUGAAGAACGUGGCCCGGCUCAUCAACGAACGGAAACGGAGGCUUGAAAACAUCGACAAGAUUGCUCAGUGGCAGAGCUCCAUAGAGGACUGGGAGGGGGAAGAUCUCCUGGUCAGGAGCUCAGAACUCAUCUAUUCCGGGGAGCUGACUCGUGUUACACAGCCACAAGCCAAGAGCCAGCAGAGGAUGUUUUUUCUCUUUGACCACCAGCUCAUCUACUGCAAGAAGGAUCUUCUCCGCCGGGAUGUGCUGUACUAUAAGGGCCGAGUGGAUAUGGAUGGACUGGAGGUGGUGGAUCUGGAGGAUGGAAAAGACAGAGACCUCCACAUGAGUGUCAAGAAUGCCUUCCGGCUGCUCUGCGGCACCACGGGAGAGAGUCACCUGCUGUGUGCCAGGAAGCCUGAGCAGAAACAGCGCUGGCUCAAGGCCUUCGCCAGAGAGAGGGAGCAGGUGCGACUGGACCAGGAGACAGGCUUCUCCAUCACCGAGCUGCAGAGGAAGCAGGCCAUGCUGAAUGCCAGCAAGCAGCAGGCCACUGGGAAGCCCAAAGCCCUCAGCCGGCCCUACUACCUGGCACGCCAGAAGCACCCGGCUCUGCCCGCCAGCCUGCCCCAGCAACAGGUCUUGGUACUGGCAGAGCCCAAGCGAAAGCCAUCCACCUUCUGGCACAGCAUUAGCCGGCUGGCACCCUUCCGCAAGUGAGCCAGCUCCCCAUCCGACAGCACUGUCUGGACCUAACCGCCAGUGGGCCUCCAGCUUUUUCUCCCCAAGGCCCACCGCAUGUGGCCUCCUCUGCUGGUCACGCACACUGGAAGUUACGGACUGAGCGAGGGAGCUGCUCGGCGCCCCAUUCGUGGAUUCUCCCCCACUACUGGUGCACUGAAGACACCAGCUGGAGGGGCAGGGGCCCACAGCGGUGAGCCUCCCACCACCCUCUGGACCUCUGUGGGGCCUCCUGGGAGCCACAGCUCAGAGCCACCGGCCAGGCCAGUGUGUAGAAAACUGGCUGCUCUGAAUCCUCUUCUCUGGACAUCUGAUCAUCCCUCCUGUUUCCUCUGAGCAGGGGACCAUCUGCCUUUAGCCCCUGCAAAGUUGGGCUCUGUGCCCCCUGCCCUCCAAUUGUCCCUCAGGCCCCCAGUCCCCAGCUGGUGGUGCCAGGCAACUUGCAUCCCUGGAGGGUGGGAACCAGAAUUCUCUGCACAAAAAUGUCUGGCCCAGAGCCAACUCAUUUUUGCCUCCCAGCCCCUCUAGGCACUCCUGGCUGCUGGACACCCUUCCUCACUUGUGAUGUGUUUAUAGUGGAAAGAAAAUAAAACCAUAGUCACUGCAUACUUCCGUCAGGGUUUGUGACCAGUCCACGUGUAGUUGUGGGUUGACUCCAGAACCUGGUCCCGGUUUUUUUGUUUGGAUUGUGCUGUUUUUCUAACAAUGGGGAGAAAGAAUUGUUAUCAGUGACACAGAAAGAUUGCCUUACCCUAAGUGAGCAUGAGAAGCCAUAAGGACUGAAUUCUGUGGCCCAGCAUCCAGGACUGACCCACCAACCCAGAGGCCGGUGGACAUGUGAGUUAGAGGGAAGCCCAUGUCCCGCUGAGAAGGGUUCCCCAUGAGUACAGGCAGGACCUGGCCUGCGGGUGUGGAACACUGAGCUGCCCCUCUGGCCCACGGGAAUUCAGCAGCAUGUACAGUCAGCCACUCUUGCACUAUACCUUCUCCAAGCCAGAAACCACAUUUAAUUUCAUAAAGAAACUUAUGAAAAAUAACCUGGCUGCCAGCCCUUGUUUUUC